This is a messenger RNA of Orbicella faveolata, 3855 nucleotides long. RefSeq lists its product as uncharacterized. Lineage: Eukaryota; Metazoa; Cnidaria; Anthozoa; Scleractinia; Merulinidae. The record is from RefSeq and is a predicted model, not a curated record.
GGUGCCAGGCAAGAAUAGUUAAUUUUUUUUUGUUUUGUUUCUGGCUAUCUUUGAAUGCGAAUACAAAAGAUUUAAAAGAACUUUGUUUAAAGAUAAUGUUUCGAUUAGCUAUGCUAGCUGGUUGAAAAUAUCUUUCAUAAUUCUUUCUCAAAGCACGACCACUGUGGUCGCGACAGACACCCCGACAUACCCACCCUGGGAAUGGUCUAUAGAUUGCCACCUGAUUUCCGCGCGCUUCACUUGCGUUCUGUAGCGCGCGUGAACAAAGCAAUGAUGGUGAACAUCUCGUUCCUGAUUCUUUUCUGCUUCAUAGCAGCAGGCUUGCAAGUUGUAAACUGCAAUCCACCUGUGGGUCAGCCAGUAAGUGACAGCAAUGUUCCAGCUCCCAAAUUGCCAACGUUCCCCUCGGCAUUUUCGGCGCUUAUAGAGGUGAACAUUGUGAAUAAAAACUACACUGCCCUCUUCAAAGAAUUCUACGAUUUGGAAGCAAACCGGGGUAGUAUCGAGAGAACAAAAGAUGGAAAGACACAUCGCUCUAUUUACGACUACAACUUAGACGAAAAGACUUCUAUUGACUUGAAUGCUAAAAACUGCACUGUUUAUUCCAUUAGUGGUGGCCGGGGUUUCAACUUUUUUGGAAACAACAACUCGCACAUCGAAAGUGUGGCCCAGCUGUUUAGAUUCGCCAAGCAGUAUAAUGAAUCUUACAGGGGUGUUGUGCCCGUCCGAGGCAUAAGAUGCAAUCACUGGAGAGCUCAGAUUGUUCACAACCACAGUUCUUAUUAUUUGGAUUACUAUUUCUCAGUGCCCGACUGGAAAACAACUUGGCAGAAUUCAACAGUAGUACGUGCUGUUAUCAACGGUACAAGCUCUCCAAGACCCCAGGCCAGUGCACAUGCCUUCUUUCAUGUUUAUGACUUUAUUGACUUUCACCCUGGCUCCCCAGACUCAUCCAAUUUUCAGUUUCCUGCUGGAUAUUACUGCCGAGGACUUAAAGGUGAAAACAAGACAGUUCCUCAAGUUCCUUCAGCUUUCAGCCUGGAAUUUGAAACAGUUACUGUAUCAAGUAGAAACAGUUAUAGAAAUUACACAGUGUCAACCCAGAAGGAAGUUUAUGAUCUUGAGAAGAAGCUUGUUUUGGUGACGCACCCCAACCGGUUUUAUCCUGAUGCUGGUCCAGUGCUUACAAUUCAUGACUUCAACACGGGCAUUAUCUACAAUAUCUCAUCUGGCAAGAUUGGAACAGUGUGCAAGGCAUCUUUUGAAACUCUCAAUAAGGACAGGUGGUUUGCAGAGGACAGUGAACAUCAUCACAUUCGCAUGAAGACAACCCAAGAGCUGUUUAAUGUCCCACAACGAAAUGGUUCUUCUCCACUGGUAUACAAGGGGACAACCUCGGUGCGGGGCAUCAAUGCUGACAUCUGGGUUGGCAAGGCUAUGAUAACGAGCAGGAAAACAAAUAGAUCACAUGAGGUUGUCAUAGAGUUCUACUUUGCAAAACCAAACUGGCGUUUCACGUCAGGACCUCAAAAUGAUGAACACAAGGUUCCUGUUGGAAUUAAUUUUUACUCAGAAUGGGGCCAAUCUGUGAUGAACUUGUUCAACUUUGAUGCUGAGGCUGCUGAAACAACGGCUUUUGAUGUGAAACCUUGUUUCAGUUGGGAAGAGCAGCGCUUUAUUCAGUUUGCUUUGAAUGACAAAUACCAGUAUGACAAGUAUGCAGCUUCAAGGCAGUUCUUAUUGGCUGUCACGAAGACCAUCAGCACAGUCGCUAAUGUGUCAAUAAUCAGAGUAAAUGGCAUUCGGGUGCAGAAUAGCAGGGGAGGAAUGGUAGUGACCUUCAUCUUGCUGAACAAAACAAAGCUUGUGAGGGGUGAUGUGGAGGUUAUAGUGUAUCCUGAGAAAGGACUAAUGGAUGCAUUGAAUGCCCUAAAGAAUUCUGUACAGUCUGGACAAUUCAAAGUGGAAUUCCAACAAGAAAAAAUCUAUGCUACUAAGUCUUCAUUCUAUGUUGGGUUUUGGCCAUCCUCUCCUCCGCACUCUGGGUCUCCACUUACCACUGCCAAACCAUCAAACCAAGGAGGCAGUAAAAUGAAGACAGAGGGUGUCUCUAGUGGUGCAGCAGCAGGAAUUUCCUUCCUCAUGCUUGCAGUUGGAAUCUGUGGAGGCCUGCUUAUUGCACAUGUGAUCAUGAAGCGAAGGGGAACCAGCUUGUUUCAGUAUCAGAGACAGGAGUAGCUUCAUGUAUUUCAUUGCUACUGUACCACGGGGGCUUAUUUCAAGAUAGGGACCUAGAUGCCAUAUAACAUGAAAUUUUACUUUGCCAUAUAACAACUUAAUUUCAUUUUGUGGAACUUAGUUUUCCUGAACUUACUUUAGCCAGUUUGUGAAACAUUUUUUCAAGUAAGCACAUUAAACUAGACUUUUUCUAUGACUUCAAAAACAUUUCCACAUGUUAAAAAAAGAAUAAUGCAAAAAUUUCAGGUUAUGAGGUUGUAAGUAAUCUAUGUAAACCAGCACAAGAGUUAAAGUGUUCAAUCACUCCUGCCCAGAUAGGAAUAAGCCUAAAUUUGCAGGUACUAGACAGGCAUAAUGAUAGCACAUUUGUUAAAAAGAAAUGUUUGAUAAUCCUAGUGUCUUCUUAGACAUUAUUCAUAUGUUAUCAUAAACAAGGGUUUCAUUGAGGUUUUGAUCAGGAGCACAACUGGUUUUAACAGACUGGCAAAACAAAAACUAUUUGAACAGAACAUUGGAACGAAAAUGUUCCUCUAGAUGUUCAAACCAGCUGGCCAAAAUUGUCCUAGCAGCCGGUCAAUUUGCCAAGUGCCGGGACCUUAAUGAAAACCUUGUGAUCAUAAAAUUGAAUGAUUUAUAACUGCACACUCAGUAAAGGGUGCAUAACAAAGUUAUUUGAUGAGCUGUCUCCAUGUAGAAAGUGGGGUCAACCCUUUUGAAGGCUUAUAGUUGCAAGUAUUGACACCAUACAGUAUUUUGAGAAACCUUUCACUAGCGAGGGUGAGUUAGUGUUGGCCUUUUUAUGGAUCUGAUGAUCGUUAAGUGACUAGAAACUGUGUAGUAUUUACUCACUCCAUGCAUCUUACAAGUGUUAGUAGGGUGUUCCAUAAUGGGGCACAUAAAAGUUACUCACCAGAAGCUUUGUUCAGUCAAGAGAUUCAUAGAGACUAGCAUGCUUACAUGCAUUGCUGAUGAUAAGAUAAAAAUUCUCCCAACUCAUUUUUAUAUAUUUGUUACUUCCAGUUGGGAGAAUAUCUUUAAACAUCAGCUUAGACUAUCUCAAUGGUCGAACCAUUUUGUUAAUUCUCCUGACGUUAAUUAGUGUCAUUGUAGUCUGUAUUCACUGUGAUGGCAGGGAAGUAAGAAUACCAGGUAUUACACUAUUUGUGAAUAGUAUUUGAAAAUUCUCUCAAAAUUGCAUGAGCUGUGUGGGUGGGUGCAAUUUGAAAGAAUUUUCAAAUAUCAUGACUAGUAGUGUAAAUCUUUUAAAGCUCUAUUAGUCUUUCAUACAAUUACUCCUGAUUAAGAAAAUUGUGAACACACGCAAUAAUUUGCUCGCAGUGCAAAUUAAAAAUUAAUGAUUAAUUGGCCUGCUGUCAGCCAAUCACAGUGAAGUAGUUUUCACAAUCAUAUGCAUGUGCAUCUAAUUAAAGCUAUGUUGUAAUAAAUAAUAGUAAUAAUACAGGACUUGGUAUUCCAGACCACCGAUUUAAAGAAAGGUUUUCCAAAGCUUAUGUGGCAAUGCUGAAAGGCAAUCUGGGUAAUAGUCAAUUAAUUUUAGUAAACACCCUGAACUUGAAAUGUUUCCAGUUACAUUGAAGAUGUAUGAUGGCAUGCAAU